CUGUCAUUCCUCCCACCCUCUCCCAGCAGGGUGGAGUCUAUCAGUUGAUCUGACCAGUUUCAGGGUGAACCACCAGUUGUACAGGGGUGAUCCGGUACUCCUGGCCUCCUCCUUUCUCUCCUUCUCCUUCCAGAGGAGGUUUCUAUGCCUCCUCCCCUAUACUCCCUCUCUUUCUUUGGAUCUCCGAUGCCUCAACCCUGAUCCUUCUAUUUUUCAUGGGUUCCAAGAUUUCGCUGUUAAUUACAACAGAUCUCGCCGGAGCUUGUCUCUACUCUCCUCAUCCCUUCUUCCCUUUUACAUUUGGAUCACUGGGUUCUAACAGUCGAUCAUCCAAGCAACCAGGCAACUAAUAGACAGGUUAAAAAGCGAACCGACAAGCAAGUAUGACAGACAAACCGGGCAUGCCGACUGGUGGCGGAGAUGAUGCAGGAAGCAUCAUGGCGUUGCUGGAGCGUGUGGCGGGCCUCAUGGACAGCGUCCAGACCACGCAGCAGCGCAUGGAGGAGCGUCAGCUGGAGCUGGAGAACACGGUAAAGACCAUCCAGACCGACAUCGUCAAGCUGACCAGCGACCACGCCAACACCAGUUCCACUGUCGACAGGCUUCUGGAGAAGACGCGCAAGGUCAGCCGCCACAUCAAGGACGUCAGGGUGCGUGUGGAGAACCAGAACAUCAGGGUGAAGAAAGUGGAGGCCACCCAGGGCGACCUCCUGGCCAAGAACAAGUUCAGGGUGGUCAUUUAUCAGGGUGACCAGGAGGUGAAGGCCGUCACACCAGGCAAUGAGCCAGCAGAACCCAGCGGCAGCACCGGCGCCAGAGCCGAGGUGGAACCGGACAAGUUUGAGCUCCCUCCAGAGUCGGAUGAGGAGUACAUGGUGGUGGAGGAGGCAGACUCCUCGGCGGCCGGCCGCAUGAAGAAGACGGGGCUGACGCGCAUCGAGAGCUUCAAAGCCACCUUCUCCAGGGAGAAUAUGAGCAAGACCCGCGAAAACCUGGGCACCAAGGUCAACAAGUUCGGCGAGCGCAUCGUGACGGCCGAGAGGCGUGAAAAGAUCCGCCAGUCCGGCGAGAGGCUGAAGCAGUCCGGCGAGAGGCUGAAGGAAACCAUCACCAAGAGCGUCCCGGCCAAGCUCAACCUGAAGAAGGAGAGGACUGUGGCUGAGGGCCAGGAAGGAGCCGAGGGCGCCACGGAGGGAGCCAUGCCCGUCCCUCCUCCUAAGGGCCGCAAGGGCAGCCCGGAUGCUGCCAAGGCGGCUGACGAUGAGGGCAAGACGGAGGAGUCUGAGGUGCCGAUGUACGACAUGAAGCAGCUAUCGUAAACCGUGAGACAGUGACAAGAUCUGGGCCGUUUUCUUUGGACCACUGAGACCGCACAGAGGGAGUGAAAGAGAAGUUUUUAAGGUCGCUGCUACCAAGCAGAGCUGCAAGACGAAAUAAUGAAGAUUAACAUUUGUUUGAACGUUGUUGAAGGAAGUGAGCAGAGAACAGGCCGGUCACAGAUCCACCCUGACUGAACAUCAAGACAACAACCAAACAGAUUCCUGAAAUCAUUGAGGUCUUUCAUAUGCAGUUAUGUGUGUUCUGGACAUUUAUUAUCAAAUCAGCAAAUAUAUAUAGUAUUUUUUUGUUUUGUGUUCAAUAAACACUGACUUUGGAAAAUAAAUGAACAAAGUGUUCAGACUUCUCCAUAAAACUUCGUCACACCGCUGCUGUUCGCUUGUUUUUGCAUGUUGAUGAGGUUGAAAUGUUGGAUGAUAAAGCUAUAACGGGGUUACGGUACGUGAAAUGAUUAAAGUUAAAAGGCUAAAAACUGUUUGUCACUGGGGACUUGAAUAAACGUAACAGUGAGAAAAAGAACUAAUUAGUGUUUGGAGGCAACAAUCAGGAGGGGAGGCUGUUUGUUCCUGCAGAGGACCUGCAUUACACAUAUUGACACAUAGACCCAAGACCCAUGGCAAAAGAAUGGGACCCUACCCGGACCCAGUUAGAUAUAGAAUAUAAUUUGGACCUAUCCCGAUAUAAAUCCUGGGUCGGGUCUUGGUCACUAGGAACAGAGAGAACCCGUGAAGACCUCUAGUUUGCGUAAGUGGAAAAUGUAUCAAGCACUUUGUCUGUUCUGCAGCUACGAGCAGAUUUAAAAUGAGUAAGACCUGAAAAUCUGUGUUUGCUAGAAUACUUACGGAAACAGUAAAUGACCGAUAGGUUAGCGAGCUGAAGAGGCUCUAAAUAAAACCACAUUUUGUUUUACCACCAUUACAUAAGUAAAAUACUUCUAAUACAGCAUCAUUGAAGUCUACGUUUAAAAGCCUUUAAUUAUUGAUUGAUUAAUAAACAUCUAAAUAAAGGAUUAAUUCAUAUUUAAAAUGUGUAUAAAGUUUUUGUGUGUUAGUGUUACACAUGGGUGAGUGCGAGAUUUGUCCAAACAGUCUUGUAGCUACAGUAUUAAUUAGCAUUUGGCCACUGACUGGUGAAAAUAUUCCACGCUGGGAAAAAUUAUCAGAAUUUCUGAUUAAUUUUGAAGGAAAUGGUUUUUUUGGUGUGUAAACAGAGGAACUCACAAAAUUCUGAUUAGUUUUAUUUUUGAACAGGGGUCAAACUACCAGAUCCAGCCUGCGAGUAAACUUCACGAGGCCCCCUCAACAUCUUAAGAAUUUAUUGUUAAAUUAUUUAUUCUAAAUCCAUUUUCCUCACAUUUUCAAUUUCCCCCCAGUCUUUUAUUUAAAAGUAAUUAUUUUAUUUUAGAGCAAAGCUACAAAUUGGAGCAUAAAAUCUGGUUUUGUAUUUUACAUUUAGCACUAACUGUGCAACUCAUUAACAUGAACUCUUUAGCUGUGACCGACAGCAGUUUUCACCUGCCAGCAGUGCUAUAACAGCACUGUCGCUGUUUAUUCUGUAAGCAAACCUUGUAACUUUGAUGUUUGAUGACAAUCAACAUUUUUACAGCAUCGUUGGUGUUUUUAACAUUAACAGCGAGUGACUGCAUGGCUGUCACAUUAAAGCAGGUUUGUGUUUGUCAUCUUGAGAAAAUAAAAGUUCCCUUGAAUCUUUUCUGUAACCAAAGUGAAUCCAGUAAAGAGAGAUUUUUUAUUAGAGAAGCUGUUACAACUUGAUAUAAUACAACAGUACAAGCUUGAUAUAAAGAUCAGUAGUUAUUUUAAUUAAAAAACAACACUAGGUCUCACUGUAGAUGAGUGUCAGUGUAUUAUUUGUGUGUAUCGGUUAAUAAAUCUGUAUGAAUUCCUCCUGAUGCUGUUCUUCAAUAAAGAAGCAAACGUCACUGUCACAACAGACAGCAGUUUUUAGGGAUUUACUCCUAAAUCUUCACAGCUCUCAGUAUCGUUAACACACACAGCAGAAAAGUCCGACAUUCUUUAACUUCAGAGAUGAAGCCCAAAAACAUUUCAUUUCAAACGUGAUUCGUGUCUUUAAGGGACGGAACUCAAACUUCUAAGAGACGAAAGAGUUGAUCAAAGUCUUAUUUGAUUAAUAAUAAGCUUUACCUUCUUAAAACAGAGUAUAUCAGUUUAGAAAACUGAAGUUACAUUAAGUAUGAUUCUUUAGCUUAUCAGCAACCCAACAAAUCACCGUCCUCGCUAAGAGACGAGAGAAAAUCUGUGCUGGAAUCUGGAUUUUAGGAAUUAAAGAGAAAGUAAAGCAACAAAUCAAACUCCAGAGAAAAACUCUGAGCAGCACAGUGCCGAGAAGCUGUGUGUAAAGGAACAGUCUGACAUGUAGUACAAUGUUCUUGUCCGAGGUUUCAGAUAUCUGUGUAAUCUGUGUGUGUGUCCGGUUUAGAGUGAACCGCUCACACACACACACACACACACACUCGUCACUGCUGCGUCGGAGCUUCUGUGUCUUGUUAGUUUGAUUUGUUCUUUGUUUUGUAGGUUUGGGUGCUUUAGGUGAGUUUUUGUGUUUAAGUUUGUUUCAAACGUUAUUGGGGCUUUGGGGUUUAAGAGUGUCUGUGUUUUGUUUUUAUGGGUAUUUUUUAGAAUAGUGACUAAGAUGUUGUGUUGUGAAAUUAUACAGUGUAAAAAUAAACUUAGCGCUCUCUGGUGGACACACUGUGUAAUGAAGACACUGUUUCUCAAUGAGCUCAGACAUUUCUGACUUUCACUGUUACGGUCAAAAGGUACUCAAAACCAAAAACUUUCUCUUAACAAUUGUGUCUACAAAAUAAAAUCUGUCUUCAGCUUUUUGUGGCGGGUUUCAACUGAUAUCAGGAAGCAGGUCAGCCAAUGUGCCAAAUCCCUGUUAUUCAUCUAAUAUCACACAAAUGACACUUUAUAUUACAAAGCAUAAUCAAAAAUAGUGAAUACACCACUUCACUCUGUUGAAAUAUUUGAUAUGGUGUAUUUCCUCAUCAGUUGUGUUAUAUUUGCUGUUUCGGGGCCAUGAACCUCAGCUUACUGAAGCGCUUUAACUUUCAAGUCUCUGCUACUUGAUUUAAAUAGAAAUUAAGUAAAACCAAAGAAGAAGAUCCAGGAUUUGGAAAAUCAAAAUC
Messenger RNA from Siniperca chuatsi (mandarin fish), 4507 nucleotides. It is a transcript of the gene cavin4b, whose product is annotated as caveolae associated protein 4b. Gene Ontology annotation, biological process: regulation of gene expression. Bases 384 to 1319 code for a protein of 311 amino acids. The transcript has 2 exons. The record is from RefSeq and is a predicted model, not a curated record. Gene Ontology annotation, cellular component: cytoplasm; caveola. Lineage: Eukaryota; Metazoa; Chordata; Actinopteri; Centrarchiformes; Sinipercidae.